Molecule: messenger RNA, 3209 nt
Organism: Daucus carota subsp. sativus
Lineage: Eukaryota; Viridiplantae; Streptophyta; Magnoliopsida; Apiales; Apiaceae
Exons: 3
Coding region: 176-2146 (656 amino acids)
Biological process (GO): regulation of gene expression
Cellular component (GO): peroxisome
Molecular function (GO): RNA nuclease activity
Source: RefSeq, a predicted model, not a curated record
GUCCUCAGUAUGCAUAGUCGCAUAGACACACGACCUAUAUCUAUCCCGUUUCGCAUACUUCGUAACCAUCCACAAACUAAUAAUCUAAAAACCAAAUAAAACCAAAAAUAAAAAUAAACAAAACACUCCCCUUCGCUUGCCUCUCCGGCGACUCUAACUAACAUUCCGGCAAAUCAUGGGCGGUUCCGGCGGAAACAACGGCACGAUUCCCCCACUCGCUUCCAUACCGGAACCGCAGUACUCGACCGCGAAAAUAUCGGUGUGGUGGGACAUAGAGAACUGUCAGGUUCCAAAAGGCUGCGAUCCACACUCGAUCGCUCAGAACAUCGCAUCGGCGCUAGUCAAAAUGAACUACGGCGGCGCCGUUUCUAUCUCUGCUUACGGCGAUACUAAUCGGAUUCCGGCGUAUGUUCAACAGGCUCUUAAUAGCACCGGCAUCGCUUUAAAUCACGUUCCUGCAGGUGUUAAAGAUGCCAGCGACAAGAAAAUUCUGGUAGAUAUGUUAUUUUGGGCUGUGGAUAAUUCUGCUCCUGCUAAUUAUUUAUUGAUCUCUGGUGAUCGAGACUUCUCCAAUGCUCUCCACCAACUGCGCAUGCGUAGGUAUAAUAUUCUUCUAGCACAACCUCAGAGAGCAUCUGCACCACUCCUUGCAGCUGCAAGGAGUGUAUGGCUGUGGACAAGUCUUUUAGCUGGAGGACCACCCGUAACAAAUGUUGAAUCAUUGCCGUUGUUGCAUAAUGGAUAUGGUCAGAAGGUCAAUAAUGAUCAGUUAAGAAUUCCAGUUACCGAAUCUUUCCUGCCAAGCCAACCAGUGGACACAUUUUAUGAAAGUGCCCAUUCUGUAAAUCAGAGGUUCUCGAGCAUGGGGAGGGGAACAACCGAUGCUAAAUAUAAAGGAAAACAAUUACGGAAAACUUCGAGUCAACCUAUAAUACCAAGAACAUCAGGCUCGCCUGUAGGAUUUCAAGAUGAUCAGAAUAGCGCAAACUCCUAUCAACCUGAAUAUCCACACCCUAAGCAGGACUCUCAAGAGUUAUCUGGUGUGUAUAAUAGCAAAGAAUCUGUUGGUUUAGCUACCCCUAAUUGUUUUCCUGGCGAUACUGAUUCUUCUUGGACCCAUUCUUCAAACUUCCAGAAAUCCUACCAAGAUCAUUACUCACUGCCAGUAAGACCGAGUAACUUCUCAAUGCCACCUGCAUCUGCCUUUCCGCCAGGCAAUCUGUUUCCUCCCAAUCAACACGGCAGGCCUCCUCAUUUGAUGCCUCCCAGAUGGGAUGGACCAAGCUCUAAAUCUGCUCCACUGUUAAAUUUACCUGAUAUCGGAAAGCUAAACCUUUCAGAAUAUCCAAGCAGGGACUACAAUUCGUCUGUUUCUCAGUCAUGGAAAGGAGGACAAUUGAAACCAAAUUCCAUGUUAGAAUCUCCUAAUCAAGUAAACACAAACAGUCCAGUUAAGGGACAUAUGACCAACAACUCGUCUCCAUUUCUCCAUGAUACACAGAAAAGCAGCCACCCCAAUGGUGCUCCAGAAUUUUCACUUCCGCCUUCUUCAGCAAUAGGUACUGCUGGUAACGUUUCUAGUAGUGGUGUUUGGGGAACUCCAGGAUGCCCAAGACCUUCUGAAUAUAUACAAGGUCUUAUUGGGAUGAUUUUACUCACCCUCAACACCCUAAAAAGUGAAAAGAUGAUGCCAACUGAAGCAAAUAUAACGGACUGCAUACGUUAUGGAGAUCUUAAGCACCGCAGUACUGAUGUUAAAAAAGCACUAGAGAGCGCCGUAGAGCAACAACUUGUAGUAAAGCAAAAUUUAGGUGCAUCACAGUUAUAUGUUGGUAAGAAUGAGAAACUGUGGAAAUGUGUGAACCCUAUAGGUGCUAAUCCUAAGCAAUAUCCAAAAGCAACAUGGGACGAAUUGCAAAAUUUUCUUAAAUCAUCAUCUGGGCGAUCUGUAAUAAUAGCUUCCAACUGCAGGUACGAAGCAGCGACUAUUAUUAAGAAUUUGUGCCUAAAGGACCAUUCUUUAGGUGAAAUACUUCAAAUUUUAUACAUGGCAAUCAAUAUAAGGAAGUGGAUUAUACAUCAUCAGUCUGGCUGGCAGCCAAUUAAUAUCACUCUGGCAGAGACCAACCCUGAUUCAGGGUGUUAACUGCUACCAAAAUGAACUAGUUAUAAUUGGAAAUGCGGAGCACUGGUGAGUGAGACAGAAAACAGGAUGGUGGAAAAUAGGGACUGGGUACAAUAUUUGGAAGGUUUAUUCUGAUAAUGAAUUAAGUUUAAAUCACAGAGGGCUGGUUCAUCUUUAUAUUUUUUUCAUGUUUUUUUUAGUUCUUUGCUUAGGGCUUGGAAAUUGCUGUUUGGUCAACCACAUAGACUAUUUUACGAAAAUCUCUUUCAAGGCUGAAGAAUGUUCAACUGUUUGGGAUGCUCUCUGGUAGCGCUGCAUGCUUCCUCCUCUACACGGAUGGUAUGUGUUAGCAGUGGUCGUCAAAAUUUCAUAAAGUUUCACUCUUCAGCCAAACAAUCUCAACUUUUGAGGUGUUCGCAUGGUGGGUUAGUUAUGGAAUUUGUCUUGUGUUACGUCAUACUCUUGAUUGAUCAUCAAUAUACGGGGACUUCAAUGGAGGCUGUUAAGUUCUGCAGCUACUUUACGAAACUGUAACUGGAUAGAUGUGUGUUCACGCAUUAUGUGAAGGAAAGUUUGUUCUUACCGAUAGUUUACAGAGCUGUCAGGAAAACUAUAUGUAGAAGUGGUACCUAGAACGUGAGACCUGAAUCUGCCUAACAGGCUGGAAAUGCAAGUCAAUUAUAUUUCUAGAAGAUCGAAAAGAGAAGCCACUGAUUCAGAGUUAUGUAAAAUCGUUUUAGCUUCUGAAACUAGUGGGUUUCAGGUCGAAUUCCAUUAACAUCAAAUCCAAUUACUCUACCAAGAAAGAUGGUGCAUGCUGGCUUUAUAAUAUUCAAGGUACGUGGGAUUCUGUUACUGUAUGUGAACACUGAUGAUGUUCGGCUCCGUUGUUUAAAUUGUUUGUAGAAAUCAUCGUUAUCUUGUUUCUGUAUGUUCAUGUACAAGACGUGCUUAUCCUAAUCAGAUCUAAACCGUCUGUACUCCAGUAUGGUCAUGGAUGAGGCAUGUUCAUCCUAAUCUAGACUUUAAUUGUAAAAAUUGGAUUAGAUUAUAAUAUAUGUAAAAGAAUUCUGUUUAUCCUCAA